CCAAUGUCUAUCGUGUCACAAUUCACAAGACAUUUGAAGGAAAUUUAACAACAAAGCCAAUCAAUGGUGCGAUCUUUAUUUUCAAUCCAAGAACUGGGCAGCUAUUCCUGAAGGUUAUCCAUACAAGCGUUUGGGCUGGUCAGAAGCGUCUUGGUCAGCUAGCGAAAUGGAAAACUGCUGAAGAGGUGGCGGCACUUGUGAGGUCUCUCCCUGUUGAAGAACAGCCAAAACAAGUUAUUGUUACUCGUAAAGGAAUGCUCGACCCCCUUGAGGUCCACUUACUGGAUUUCCCCAACAUUGUUAUCAAGGGAAGUGAACUGCAGCUUCCGUUCCAGGCGUGCCUUAAGAUUGAGAAAUUUGGUGAUCUGAUUUUGAAGGCCACAGAACCGCAGAUGGUCCUAUUCAAUAUCUAUGAUGAUUGGUUGAAGAGUAUCUCUUCGUACACUGCCUUUUCAAGACUUAUUCUGAUCCUUCGUGCGCUUCACGUGAAUAAUGAGAAGGCUAAGAUGUUGUUGAAGCCCGACAAGUCUGUUGUCACUGAGCCACAUCACAUCUGGCCCUCUCUCACUGACGACCAGUGGAUGAAGGUGGAGGUAGCUCUUAGGGAUCUUAUCCUAUCUGACUACGCAAAGAAAAACAAUGUGAAUACCUCAGCUCUGACACAAUCAGAGAUCAGAGAUAUUAUCCUUGGCGCCGAGAUUACCCCACCCUCGCAACAGAGGCAACAGAUAGCUGAGAUUGAGAAACAGGCAAAAGAAGCCAGCCAGCUUAAUGCAGUCACAACCAGAACGGUAAAUGUUCAUGGUGAGGAGCUCAUUGUCACUACCACUAGCCCCUACGAGCAAACUGCAUUCGGUUCCAAGACAGAUUGGCGUGUGCGUGCAAUAUCAGCUACUAACCUCUACCUCAGAGUCAAUCACAUCUACGUGAACUCAGAUGACAUAAAGGAGACGGGAUACACAUACAUCAUGCCGAAGAACAUCCUGAAGAAGUUCAUAUGCGUAGCAGAUCUUCGAACUCAAAUUGCUGGAUAUCUAUAUGGUAUAAGCCCACCGGAUAAUCCCAGGUUAAGGAAAUCCGUUGUGUUGUGAUGGUGCCGCAGUGGGGAAGUCAUCAGCAUGUGAACCUGCCGUCAGCUCUUCCUGAGCAUGAUUUCCUUAAUGAUCUCGAGCCAUUGGGAUGGCUGCACACACAGCCUAACGAGCUACCUCAAUUGGCACCACAGGAUGUUACCGCUCAUUCCCGCAUUCUGGAGAACAACAAGCAAUGGGAUGGAGAAAAGUGUAUCAUCCUAACAUGCAGUUUCACUCCGGGAUCCUGCUCUUUGACAUCAUAUAAGUUGACCCAAGCCGGAUAUGAAUGGGGACGUCUCAACAAGGACACAGGCAGCAAUCCUCAUGGCUACCUUCCCACCCAUUAUGAGAAGGUUCAAAUGCUGUUGAGUGACCGCUUCCUCGGAUUUUACAUGGUUCCUGAGAACGGACCGUGGAACUACAACUUUAUGGGAGUGAAUGAUAUUCCGUGUUUUUAACGGUUUUAAACUCGUUUUGGAGCAAUUAAAUGGUCGGUUUUAAUUAA
Messenger RNA from Brassica napus (rape), 1578 nucleotides. RefSeq names its product pre-mRNA-processing-splicing factor 8A-like. The record is from RefSeq and is a predicted model, not a curated record. Lineage: Eukaryota; Viridiplantae; Streptophyta; Magnoliopsida; Brassicales; Brassicaceae. Gene Ontology annotation, biological process: mRNA splicing, via spliceosome; spliceosomal tri-snRNP complex assembly. Bases 255 to 1091 code for a protein of 278 amino acids. Gene Ontology annotation, cellular component: U5 snRNP; catalytic step 2 spliceosome. The transcript is spliced from 7 exons. Gene Ontology annotation, molecular function: U2 snRNA binding; U5 snRNA binding; U6 snRNA binding.